This is a messenger RNA of Nyctereutes procyonoides (raccoon dog), 8217 nucleotides long. RefSeq names its product thyroid receptor-interacting protein 11-like. Gene Ontology annotation, molecular function: small GTPase binding. The transcript has 4 exons. Gene Ontology annotation, cellular component: Golgi apparatus. Gene Ontology annotation, biological process: endoplasmic reticulum to Golgi vesicle-mediated transport; Golgi organization. Bases 1 to 5283 code for a protein of 1760 amino acids. Lineage: Eukaryota; Metazoa; Chordata; Mammalia; Carnivora; Canidae. The record is from RefSeq and is a predicted model, not a curated record.
AUGCUUUCCUGGACCCGUGGCCUGGGCUCUGUCCUAGGCCGUUUCCGAGGGCAAGCGGACGGCAGUGAGACUUCCAUCACCGGCCACAGCUUCAGUGUCACCAGAGAUGUGCCGACGAAGGGAAGGGAAAAGGUGGAUGAGGUACCUGACUCUGGGAGAAAGGAGGACGAGGCUUCGGUGCAGGGAACGAAUAGCCUAGAGCCACUCAAAAUCCGCAACCUGCAGAGUACCAUCAGGGAACUGGAGCAGAAGCGAAGCAAGGAAAUUGAGGAUCACCAACUCGAAAUGGCAGUACUGCAGAACGUCCACCGGCAGAAGCUCGCAGACGUCAUCCGCAGGUACCGCGGAAAACUGAACGGCCUUGAGGAAAAGGUUGAAGAACUGCAAAGCCUGUUACAGAAGGACACCUGUGCAAUCAGAGUAGCCGAUGACCCUCCGAUUGAGCACCUGCAGAAAACCAUUCAAGUUCUACAAACUGAAAAAGCAGAGUCUGCCAGGAAAAUGGAAGAACUGGAAGAAAGAAUACAAUCCCUAAGUGACCAACUAUCUUCUGCAGAAAGUGAAAGAGACGUUUUGAGGAGAGAACAGGACCAGACACCUGAAGGAAGGACAGACAAGAUCGAGGAGUACGAACUGCAGCCUUCCGUUUCAAAGAGACGUGAUGCAGGAGUCACGCAGGAGAGCGCUCUUUCAGGGUGUACACCAGUGGAAGAAGGGUUCGGACUGCAGGAAGCACUGUCCCACGCCGGAAAGGGAACGGUGAGACUGUGUGGCGCCGACCAGGGCAACAACGAUCUCACGCAAGACGCUCUGAAACUUCCAGAGCGAGUCCACAUUGUGGGGCAAGAGAAUUCAUCGUUAAGCCGAGGAAAGGAAGAACUUGGACCGCCGCUUCCUAAAGUGAACGAGGAACAAGAGGCCACUGAACGCACAGCUCCGGGAGACAUCGCCUCGCAUUCAGAAGUACAUCCGUUAAGACGAGACUCGGAGGCCAACGAUCUAAACUUCAAUCAGAGGACAACGGAGGAGGAAUCCCUGGUAGCCGCGUCAGGGGAACCGUACGGACACGACGGGACCACACUGCCCGGGGCUUCGAUGGAAGGCCAGCUACCACAACAAGAAAAUGAAGGCAGUAGCAUCACCAUUAAACUAAGACAAGAGGUCGAUGAGGAAGAAAAGAGAGCUUGUCAACCUGAAGAUGAGACGAGCGCGACUACAGAGUUAGAUGCGCAGAAAGAAAAGUUAAUUCAAAGUGAACUGGCGCCUAAUGAUUUGCAUCGGCCAGAUCGGUCAGAAAGAGGUCACCUCAACAUCCAGAAGGAGGCCUCUGAACCUCAGGAACAUAGUAAACAAGACGAGAAGGCCCUCCGUAGUGCCACAGAGGAGCUAACGGAGUCUCUUAAGCAAGACUCUCCCGGUCAUCCGGAAGACGACUUAGUUAGAGCGAGGGAAACUGAGCUUAGAAGGCUGGAACAAAAGGUUUCAGAAAUGGAGCAGCUGAAUGACCUUCUAAACAGACACAGCACUGAUCUCAGAGAGGAAAACCACAGGUUGGUCUUGGCGCUCAAAGAUACAAGACAUCAGCUGGAACAAUCUAUUCUCCGUGGCAAUGAGGAUUCUCUGGAAAAAAACACCGCUCUGAGGGCUUUAAAAAUCGAUAAAGGACAUUUAAUAGCCAAGCUGUGUCGGGCGGAGAAGAAGCUUUUGGAAGCAACAAACAAGUAUGAUCAAACCAUCAAAGAGUUGUCAAGCACACGUAACCCGGAUCAUUCGGCCUCACCUCUGGAGCGUGCCCGCUUCGUUCAAGUGGGUCCAGAGAAGGACGUCGAAAUAUUACACCUCAAGAAGAGUCUCGAGCAAAUGGAUGCCGACCAUAAAGAAACCCAGGAAAUCCUGGCCUGCGUUUUGGAGGAACACAAGCCACUGACGCAACUAGUCAAAGAGAAAGACAUUUGUAUUGACAGCCUUAAAGGAAGUCCAGAGCUUCCAGAGGACCUGGAAACGUGUACCCAAGCCUUAAGAAGAAAUGAAAUUUUACAGCAAGCCGUGGAGGAAAAAGACACACCCCUCACAUCCACGACGAAAGAAAAUACUCACCUGAGAGAAGAACUGGAGCGACUAAAACAACAGAGUCAGGCUUUCCCUAAACUCCCAGAUGACAUCAUGGAACUAGAGUGUGAGGUGUUGCAGCUGAAUGAACUAAGAGUGGACCUCGAAGACGAAAUAAAAGAACAACAGAAGAUCAUUAACGAUCAACAGCAGGGGAGGAUACGACUGCUUCAUUCCCUGGAAGAGCAGACGCGGGAAGUGGACCAUCUUAAAGGCCAGCGGGAGCAGAUGACCAGUGAGCACGCUCAGCUCCUUUCCGCCAAAGACGAGGAGAUUCAGAAUUUGCAAGACACGGUAGAACACGUUAAAGCCCAGCUGGCCGCCCCAGGCCGGCACGUCGCAACACAACCUUCUGACGCUGUCCAAGGCGCGACAAGGCAGCAUGACGUCUCUAAAGCCGAGACGGAAAGAUCGGCACAAGGAAUAGAAGACCAAGAACUGGGAGGGAAGCUUCUAACCGAAAAGAACAUCCGGCUGACUGAACAGACCGAUCCGCUGUCCCAGGAUGACCUCGGCAAACUAACUCGGAUCAUCGAGCAAAAAGAUGCGGAGAUUCAGGGUCUUCGGAGCAGAAUAUCUGCGGCUUCUCACGGCCAGCACGUAGAGCAGCUUCAGCGGCAGUUGCAAGAGUCUGCUCCGCAAAGCGAACGGGCACUGGCUGUCUUAGAGGACAAAACGAGAGAGAAUAGCAAUCUGAAGAGAGAGUAUCACAAAGUGAUAGACGUAAUUGCGUCCAGAGAAGCAGACCUCAGGAAAACGCAAGAGGAAAAUAAAAAGCUGGCCACUCGAAUUGAAAAUCGUGGUCAGGAUAUGUUUAGAGAAACGAUUCGGCAUUUAUCCCACAUUAUUCGAGAGAGAGACCUCGAAGUCGACGCCUUAAGGCAGAAGUGUCAGACUUUAUUGACAAUUCUGCAAACACCCAGCACCGCUGAUGAGGUUCCAGGCGUGCCCGUGCAUCGGUUCAAGGAGCUUCUAGAGGAACGGGACACAUUCAGGCAGCGAGUGAAGAUAAUGGAAGAGUGGAAGCAGCAGGUGGCGGCCACAGUACAAAAUAUGAAGCGCGAGUCACCCCGGCUUCAGGAGCUUCUUCGACAACAGCAGGUGCGGGCCUUAACCGACAUCGACGGUGAUUCUGAGCUAGAGACGACCUAUAGGGACGUGAUCAGAGAUUACAGAGGAAAUGAAAACAGCCUAAGGAAUCUGGAGAAGGAACUGGCACAAAUUCAGCUCCGCGUCGGGGAGCUCUGCAACGCCCAGGAUCGCCUUCUGGGGAAGCUUGACGUGAGCUGCCUCCAGCCCUCCACCCAGUCCUCAGAGUCGGAGGAACCUCUGAAGGCCUUUACAUCGGACUCAGCGACUGAGUCUCCUCCGUGGCUCCAAGAGGAGGUGGAAGAGCUGAGGAAGUCAGUGCAAGACCGAGAGACGACGAUUCGAACCCUGCAGGAAGACAACCAGAGGCUGAUGCAUCGCGCUGCUGCCGCGUCAGAACGCGAACGCAAAGCACGCGAACGCGCCGAUUCCGAAAUCCAGCAGCUGAGGGAGGAAGAGGCGGUUCUACACAACUUAAUCCAGGCUAAAGAGCUCCUGAUCCAGGCGAACAGCGAGGAGUUGCAUUCCUUAACGCAGGACCUCACUGGCCAAGCGAGUGAAAAUGAGCUGUUGAGGCAGGCGGUGAGAAACCUGAAGGAGAGAAUAGCCGAUCUGGAGACGGACGUGUGCCAACUGAAAGAGGAAAACGAAAAAAGAGCGGAAUCCUCUAGGGAAAAGGAAGCAGAAAAGCAGGCACUGCAAGAGGCCAACGUGAGGCUUUCGAGGAUGUGGCAAGAGGAGGAAUCCCGCCACGCUGCGAUCGAAGCCAAGGCACUUGCUCUGCAGCAACUACUGAGAGAGCGAGAAGAGGGCGAGGCCCGGGGACGGAAUCAGCUUCCAGAUGCAGCUACGUCGUCGCGGGAAAAGGCGGUCGUGUUCCAGCAGGAGAGUGUUCCAGCAGGAGUCCCGUUGGCGCUGAAACGCAAACAGAGGGAAAACUGUGCCCUCCAGGAUGAGCUUCAGCAGCUGCGUGACAAGGAAUCACACCCGAACCAGGAGCUGGGGAGAACGCGUCACCGCGCUGUGGAAUCGGAGGACGCUCGGCAGCGUGGGUCUCUGCCGGCAGAAGACAAAGUGGCUAAGCUGCAAAAAGAAGUCACGGUGCUGGAGGAAAAGCUGGCGGUGUCCUCCAAUGCCACGGCGAGUGCGACCCACCAGGCCAGUAUGCAGGUGGAGUCCCUGCGGGACCAACUGCGCCUCAUCACCCGACAGAAAGAGGAAACCGCGGCGCGGCUUUCUGCCUCGCAGGAACAAGGAAAGCAGUACGCUCAAACACUAGCCAGUCUCAAGUCGGAGGUAGCCGAGUGGAUGGGAAAGACAGACACUCUACAAGGAAAACUGACGUCCUUACAGGCACGAUUCACUACAACAAACACCGUCUUGGACCUGAAGGAAGACGAACUGGAGGAACUCAGAAAACAGAACGAGGUCCAGCAGGAAGUACUGGAUGAGACGCACAAGAAACUGAUGAACCUCGUAAGCCGCUCUGAAGGAAUGGUGGACAAAACCCUAGUAAGGAGACUCUUACUGGGAUACUUUCAGGCGCCUCAAAAGGAUCGGCCUGAAGCACUGCGGCGGAUGGGAGGCACCCUAGGGAUCAAGGAGGAAGACGUGCGGCAGCUUUGCAGGGAAGAGCAAGGUGGGGUUAUCAGAUGCACGACUGGGGGGCCUGGAUCCAAAAGUACCCCCAAGCCCCCCGUGAAGCCAGAUCCCCAACCGACGCCCAAGAGCUCCUUUGCAGGGCUUUUUGUCAACUUCCUACAAGGGGAAUCCGAUUUAGCUCUUCCGCCACGCAGUCCCUCUGCUGCUGACAAGAAGCCUCCAGAUUCGGUAGGAAAAGGAAAAGGCACUAAGGAAAAAGGCCCACGGCGGCACACAAUCACCCUGGGAUCCACACCCCCAAAGAAAGCUGCCAAGCCCCGCGCCACAGCUGUCUCUCUUACUGACCCACGUGGACCGGAAACUGACGGAUCACGGCAUCUUCUCCUAAAUGCUGUGACUAAUGCUUUACCCACGUACACACCCUUGAUACUCUCACCUGCCAGCGAGGUUGGGAGCGCGGCCAGAGGCCUCUCAAACCAAUAGAGGAGUCUCAAGCCCGAGACCACACGGCGCGUCCAAGAACACAGGUCACUGUGUGCGUCCCUCAUCCCAAGAGAGCCUUUUGCAAAACGUACCAUACGUUUGCAGUUUUGCUUUCAGCCUAAUAAACAUAUUCUUACGUGACUUCUUUUAAAGUGUCUUGUACUGACUGCAGACGUAUGGAUUUGCCAACUUCAAAGAGGGCUUGCUUCUCAUGAGAGACGACAUGGGUGGGGGUUUGGGUUAGGAGGCUGUGGUCAACGGAUACUUCCAAUAGUGUUGGCGAUGUUUUCAUUUCUUUUGUACAAGGAGCACGUAUCUACCGAUACCUCGGGGAAUGAAAACAUCGACCCGUUUUUAUGGUUUCUUAAGGUUUUCUUUUUGGAUUCACGAGAGAGGCCGACACACCCGCAGAGGGAGAAGCAGGCUCCACGCGGGGGAGCCUGAUGCGGGACCCCAUCCCAGUUCCUUGGGAUCAGGACCUGAGCCAAAGGCGGAUGCUCAACCACCGAGCCACCCCGGGGCCUCUCAACCGGUUUUAAUGUCAAACACACGAGCGCGUACUACUCCUCGUAUGAGAGGGGAGGUGCAUGGCAUGCUCGAAAGUACAACAUGAAUUAUUUCAAAAGAAAAAUUCAAGUUCCAUUUCCCAGCUAGAGAGAUUCCUGCUCCAGACUUAUGGGGAUCAUUUGACACCAGAGGGAGUGAUUGACAGUCAUUUACUAGUCAAUACAUACUCACGGGCCAGGGGAGGAGGAUACCACACACCACGCAGGACUUCACUUGUGGACAGAGUGAAUGAUCACAUGCUUCGAAGGUGUUAGACAGCUUUUAACACUGAAUCUGAAUUUCAGGACUUCUGCCACACGAGGUCACGAAACAGUUAUUCUUCCUAGAAUGAAUCAUUGAAUUUCAUAGUGAAUGUUGAUACAAUCAAUCAAUCAAUCAAUCAAUCAAUCAACACGUACAAGGGAGCUGCAUUUCUCUAUGCUAGCAAUGAACGUGUGGGCACCACGGUCAAAAAAUACACUCCUCAUUACUAGCAAAACUAAAAUACUGAGGGAUAAAUCUAACACAGCAUGAUCAGAGCAUGCACACUGAAAGCUAUUUAGCACUGAAAAGGAAGCCAAAGACAUAAAUAAUGGAGAGAUAUAGCAUGUUCAUGAAUUGGAAGACAAAGGAUAGUAAAGAUGUGAAUUCUCCCCAGAUUGAUACAGAGAUUUAAUUCAAUUCCUAUCAAAAUCCAAAACUUUUCUUUGGUAGAGAUAGAUGAGAUUAUUCUCAGAUUUAUGUGGGAAGACAAAGGAAUUGGAGUAGUUUCAAAAAGAAUUUUGAAAAUAAAGUGGGAACAUUCCACCUACCCAGUUUCAAAGGUUAUCAGAUAUUAUAAUAACAGAGACUGUGUGGCACUUGCAGAAGGGCAGAUACACAGAUCAAUGGAAGAGAACAAAGAACCCAGGAGAGUUCCCAUAAAUAUACCCACGUGAUUUUUGAAAAAGGUGCAAAAGCAAUCGAGUGGAGAAGAGAGAGCCUUUUGACAGAUGAUAGCCACUGGAAGCUUGAGAUGAAAUCACAGGCCCCCAAACUCAGAAAACAGCACCAGCAGAGAAGGAAAAUGGUGGUUUAACUGAGUUACUACCAGGUGGUGUUGGGAGAGGAGGCGUAGCUUGUGGACAGCUCGGGAAGCAAGUUGCAAGCACUUGAUGACAGUUUCUUUCAUCUUUGUGAAUUGAGAUACCCCCGAUGGAUCAAUUCCACAGACUCUGAAGACUUUCCCGUCAGCUCCCACCGUGCAACCUCCGGUCCCCCUAACUGAACAUCCAGUGCUCUGGACUCCACUAGCCUUCCCAUUAGCAUCCUCGUCAGCUGGUAUGAGAUGGCAAGAUGGGUCUCAGGAGCUCCAAGAGUACGUCCUCCCAAUCUGGCAAAAAGGAGAGCUCGCCUGGUCUAGCCACUCCCUUCCAUUGGACUCCUGGAAUUCAUUUUGAUUGGACAAACCCAGCAGCACUGUCCCCAGCUCUGAAGCCUAGUGAGGGUGGCUUUGUGUGUGACUGGCUGGGCCUCGGUAUGUUUCCAUCCUGUUUCAGGCAUGGCCUCGCCUGAUCCACACGGAUUGAUAGGAGGUUUUCGUUCUACGUGAUAAACACAGGCUGUUGCAGAAUUAAAAACGGUGAAUAGACAAAAGAACAAAUGUCUCCUUCAGCCUCUUGGGGGAGACGCUUCAUGGUCGGCAAUGCCUGCUUUUAGCUCCCAAUGGUAAUGUUCACAAGGGUUUCAAGUUUCAGUUUCUCUUUUCUGGACUUUGUCAGAGGGGGCAGAUUAGUUGGUGGUGAACUUUCUCGGACGUCGUCUCAUGGCGUUCUUUAUGACCGCCCUGGUAUAGUCUCAUGUUUGAAGGCCUCAGACGGCCUGAGAGAGCUAAGCUUCCAGGACCAAAGUCCACUCCAGUGUCAUCAAGUUCUAGCCCUUCACCAGCAACUUAAAUGAGUUGGUCCUGCCUGCACGGAGCCUUUGGGGUGGCCCUCAGGGAAACACUGACCAAAGUCCUCUGAAUCAAGGGCUCAGCAAGGAGCGGAGGUGAUAAAGCAACAGAUGCUUCUAAAGUGACAGAGGCAUAUCAACAGCUGCCUCCACCUUCUUCCAAGUACUCUCAGCCUCACCAUCCACACCUAUGAGAUUUACACCUUAAACUGGUUGCCGUUACACUUAUUUUUUACCCCCACCCAUGGAAUGUGUACACUGCUGAGCUGGGAGACUGAUUCAGUGGUUUGCGUUACCCUCUUGGCAGAAGAUGAUUCAGAGAAAGUGGUGUAUUUCAUCUCACCACUCCCCCUGGCAAGGCUCCCUAACCUCAGCCUUCCCCACUAUCAUUUCUUCUUUGGGUUACAAUGAGCUCUCUGCCCUCCAUUAAAUAAUAAGCAAGCUUUUGAUAUCUAA